This is a messenger RNA of Dromaius novaehollandiae (emu), 4117 nucleotides long. It is a transcript of the gene SLC6A9, whose product is annotated as solute carrier family 6 member 9. The coding region runs from base 404 to 2305 and encodes 633 amino acids. The transcript is spliced from 14 exons. The record is from RefSeq and is a predicted model, not a curated record. Gene Ontology annotation, cellular component: plasma membrane. Lineage: Eukaryota; Metazoa; Chordata; Aves; Casuariiformes; Dromaiidae. Gene Ontology annotation, biological process: synaptic transmission, glycinergic; sodium ion transmembrane transport; glycine import across plasma membrane. Gene Ontology annotation, molecular function: glycine:sodium symporter activity.
GUGUGCGCAGCUGUGUGCACGCCCGCCCGCGCGUGCCCUGCGCGCUCGGCUGCGCCCGCGGGUGCGGGGCCGGCGCAGGGCGCUGGGGAGCGCGGCGGAGCGGGGGCGGAGCGCGGCGGAGGGGGCAGAGGCGGCGCCAGCCCCCACCGGCCUCCAAACUUUCAUUAACUCGGCAGCACCGGUACCGGCACCGGCACCGGGCCGCGCGCGGCGCCUCUGCGGACCCACCCGGAGCGGCGGGAGGGCGCCCGGCGGCGGCGGCGGCGGCGGCGGCGGCAUGGCCACGCUUGCUCUGACAGCGAGUUGAAGCGUGCCAGCGUCGGGGCCGGAGCCAGCACGGCGGAGAGCGGGCAGGCAAGGGACCCUGCAGUGGGCAGCCGGCAAGGUGCUGCAGCGUCCAGCGAUGGCCGAUAAGUGCAGUGAGGGGCUGCUGAACGGCGCCGUCCCCAGUGAGCGGAGCAAGCGGGACGAGAACCUCAAGCGUGGCAACUGGGGCAACCAGAUUGAGUUCGUGCUGACCAGCGUGGGCUACGCCGUGGGGCUGGGCAACGUCUGGCGCUUCCCGUACCUCUGCUACCGCAAUGGCGGAGGUGCCUUCAUGUUCCCCUACUUCAUCAUGCUGGUGUUUUGCGGCAUCCCCCUCUUCUUCAUGGAGCUCUCCUUCGGGCAGUUCGCCAGUCAGGGCUGCCUUGGCGUCUGGAGGGUCAGCCCCAUGUUCAAAGGCGUGGGCUACGGGAUGAUGGUGGUGUCCACCUACAUCGGGAUCUACUACAACGUGGUGAUCUGUAUUGCCUUCUACUACUUCUUUGUGUCCAUGACGCGCGUGCUGCCCUGGACGUACUGCAGCAACUCCUGGAACACGCCGGACUGCGCGGGGGUCCUGGACGGCAACGUCAGUGGCAGCGCCGCCCUCAACCUCACCCGCCUCCUCAACGCCACGCAGAAGCGCACCAGCCCCAGCGAGGAGUACUGGAGGAGGUACGUGCUCAACCUGUCGGAUGACAUCGGGAACCUGGGCGAGGUGCGGCUGCCCCUCCUGGGCUGCCUCGGCGUCUCCUGGGUCGUCGUCUUCCUCUGCCUCAUCAAGGGCGUCAAGUCAUCAGGAAAAGUGGUGUAUUUCACAGCCACCUUCCCCUACGUGGUGCUCACCAUCCUCUUCGUGCGCGGCAUCACGCUGGAGGGCGCCGUCACCGGCAUCACCUACUAUCUGACGCCCCAGUGGGACCGCAUCCUCGAUGCCAAGGUGUGGGGUGAUGCGGCCUCGCAGAUCUUCUACUCUUUGGGCUGUGCUUGGGGCGGGCUCAUCACCAUGGCGUCCUACAACAAGUUCCACAACAACUGUUACCGGGACAGCAUCAUCAUCAGCAUCACCAACUGCGCCACCAGUGUCUACGCCGGCUUUGUCAUCUUCUCCAUCCUUGGUUUCAUGGCCAACCACCUGGGCGUGGACGUCUCCAAGGUGGCCGACCACGGCCCAGGCCUGGCUUUUGUGGCCUACCCUGAGGCCCUCACUCUGCUGCCCAUCUCGCCCCUUUGGUCUAUCCUCUUCUUCUUCAUGCUUAUCCUCCUGGGCCUGGGUACUCAGUUCUGCCUGCUGGAGACGCUGGUCACGGCCAUCGUGGAUGAGGUGGGCAAUGAGUGGAUCAUCCGCAGGAAGACCUUUGUGACGCUCGGCGUGGCUGUGGCGGGCUUCCUGCUGGGCGUCCCACUCACCACGCAGGCGGGGAUCUACUGGCUCCUGCUGAUGGACAAUUAUGCCGCCAGCUUCUCCCUUGUCAUCAUCUCCUGCAUCAUGUGCGUGGCCAUCAUGUACAUCUAUGGACAUCACAACUACUUCAAGGACAUUGAGAUGAUGCUGGGCUUCCCACCCCCAAUCUUCUUCCAGAUCUGCUGGCGUUUCAUCUCACCCGCCAUCAUCUUUUUCAUCCUGGUCUUCACAGUGAUCCAGUACCGGCCUAUCUCCUACAACGACUAUGUCUACCCUACCUGGGCCAUCAGCAUCGGUUUCCUCAUGGCACUGUCCUCUGUGAUCUGCAUCCCCAUCUACGCCAUCUACAAAGUGUGCCGCUCCGAGGGCGACACACUGCUGGAGCGUUUGAAAAACGCCACCAAGGCAAGCAAGGACUGGGGCCCGGCGCUGGCAGAGCACCGCGGCGGGCGCUACGCCCUGGCGUUCAGCCCAUCCACUGAGUGCCACCUGGAGGUGCAGCCCCUGCACCCAGAGAAGGCCCGGAGCGAGGCCGCGGCUGCGCCCCCCGUGCAGGGCAGCAACGGCUCAGCCCACAGCCAGGACUCCAGACUGUGACCCCCUGCCAUCCCCACACCCCCUCUAACCCCUCCCGCGCGGUGACACUUUAGCACCUUCCGCUGGCGGAGCCUGGCUCCGGGCUGCACCGGACCGCGGGGGGCUCUCAGCGCCUGUCCCCGAGACCCCCUACCUCCUCUCCGGUUAACCCCCCCGUGGCGUUUGUUAACCCUCAUGUUUACGGUAACCAUUGGAUGCGACGCUGGAAUGAGAGAGGAGGGGGCCCAGCCCCAGGAGGGCCAGGAGCCAAAGGCACUUUGCAGGGGCCCUGCCCUGUGGGGCGAGUGGCCCGGGGUUGGGGGGACAGGAGCACCAGCUGGCUCCUGGCCCCUGCCAGGGCGAUGCGGAGGGCUGGGCAGCCUGUCCCCGCCGCAGGGCACUGCACCGUGAGCAGCGGGCCCAGCACCCUCCUGGCGCGCAGCUAGGGAGGGUGUCAGGUCGGGUCUGGGCCUGGGGCAGUCGGGUGCCUGGCUACCCCGGGGCGCUGCCUGCCUGGGGACAGCGCACAACUGUUUUAGGGUUCGGUUCUGCCUGCGGCUGACCCGUACCCCCAGCUAGGUGUGCACAGGGCAGUUGUGGGGGUGGUUGGCACUACACGGGCUCCCCCAACCCCCUAGGUGGGUACCAGCUGUGGCUGAGAGCCUGCAGGGUCCCAUGGGUGGCCGUGCACGGCUGGGAUGGAGCCCGAGAGCCGGGCUGGCAUGGGGAGAUGGGGUAAGUGCUGCAGCAGGGCUGCGAACAGCCACUGCCUGCACCAGCCGCGGGACCUCACAGCACAAGAGACAAGCACUUCGGCACACGUGCACGUGUGUGUGUCCCUUGCAGACGCACUACGCACAUGGGACAGACACAUGCACUGUGCACGUGCGCACGCACACACACGGUACCCCGUGGCCGUGCAGGAGGUGUGCUGUGUGCGCACGCACCCACAGUAUGCCCCCCCCAUCCCCAUACAUAUAGCACUGUACCCCCCUUCAGCCCCCUCCCCACAGCACCCUGCUAGGGUGCUGUGGGUGACCAGGCAGCACCAGCAAAGCUGGGCGCAGCUGUAAGCAGCAUGGGCACAGCUCCAUGCUGCUCCCUGCCCCGUGGUGGGGCAGGAGGGCUGGGGAGCACUUCAUGCCUGGCUGGAGGUGACGGGGUAAGGACAGGGCCCAGCUCUCCCCGACAGCCUUGGCACAGGCGGGGGGGGACCUUCCAUGGUGCUAAGGGGGAGCAGGAUGGACUGGCCCCCCCAGCUGCUGCUAGUGAGAGGUACCAGAGGAGACAUGGAGGGGCUGAGCCAGCCCACUCACUCCCAGCCAUCCGGGGACACUUGGUCUCCAACCAGUAUUAGUGCACUGGGCAAGGCCGGGCAGUCUAAAAAUCUGUCUUCCAGCUACAGCCUCUCGGCUCUAGCUCUUGAUUUGGGGUGGAUGGGGUGGGACACUUCCCACCCCAGGUUGUCCCCUCCCAGGCAGCACCACGCUCCCCUGCCUGGGUCUGGAGCCACAUGGCUUGCAUACAGACACAGUGCGGCUUGGAGGGGACACGGAAAGCACUAGGCUCCAGGGGCAGCGGGCAGCAGGGCGCUGAGCCCCAGCAGGACGUUCCAGCUCCCGUGGCCCCGUCCCAAGCCCCCUGUGCGACGCCGUGGAGAGGCGCAGUUUCCCGCAUGGUGCCCGUGCCCUGCCCCAUGUGUCACGACGCUACUGUUCACCUCUAAUUGUUAGCAAUAACGCGCGCGUCCCUGGGUAGCGCUGCCUGUGCCAGUGUCUCUCCUGGUGUAGAGUUCUAAAGUAUCCUAGACUUUAAUGAGAUUUAUAUUCCUGA